AUGGUAUUCACGAAUAUUCACGCACUCCUUCUUGGUUUAGCGGCAUUGGGUCCAAUUCUACUAGGUCCACUAAUGUCGGAUAUGCAUGAAAUGGGUCCAAUUCUACUAACGUCGGGUAUGUCCACUACUCCAUGUAUUGGGUCCACCUGUGUUAGAUCCACAACUAGUACCGGGUCUAUUUGGAUGGGGUCCAACUCUACUAUGUCCACCAAUGUAGAGUCUACAUCUAUUGAGUCCACCCGUGAAAAUUUUGACCAUCCAUGGAGAUUGGAUGGUGGAAAAUCAUUGGAACCAGGAUGCUACUAUACUUUUAAUGAGGGAAUUGGACCAGUUGUGCAUACUCAUCAAGCAUUGACAAACUUCCAAAAAAUCGAGAAAACAUUCAACUAUGAGAUACGCGAGAAUAUGAAUAACGUUGUCAAAAACUGGAAAAUCUAUAACAUCGGAAAUACAUUCAAGAUCGAAGGUGACUUGAUCGGUUCACUCAAGACCGGCCAGAGAGCAGAGAUUACAUGUACCACCAACAAUAAGAAGUCAUUGAUGGUGAUCGUUCGUAGACCCACACAUAAGUAUGUCACCAUCAAAGAUAUCGAUUCCUUCUCCGAUGUUUUAUCUUUUCAGUACAUAUUAACAUUUUGUUGUUGGUUCGGUAGAAAGAGUGACAUUAAGGAAUCAAAAGAUUACGAAGAUAUUAUUCAGCCAGUUCGUCUCGGACGCACAGCUGAAUCUUCGUCCUUGAAAGAAAAAGAGGAUGAAACAAAGUCUGACGAUGUUAAACCCGUCAGGUCGACAACAAUAACAUUGGAUAGCCAUUCAAAGAUUAUUGGAAGACGUGAUUUGCAAUACAAGGAAACAUAUGAAAAUACAUCAAGUGCUGUUGGAAGAAUAUUUGUUAGUUUUAAAGUACGAGAAGAAGAGUAUCCAGUAUGGUGCAGUGGAACUGGAUUUUGUGUUAAGAAUGAUCUUGUUAUGACUGCAGGCCAUGUACUAGCUUAUCCUGUUAAUCCAAAUGAUCCAAUAGAAACUCAAGAGAUGCAGAGAAAUAUGAAAUACGAAAAGAUCUAUAUAUUCUUUGGUCCUGAUGCCACCAUCACAAGUGAGAUCGAUCUUACAAAUAUAGACAAGGAGAUAAUGUAUGAGUUGGAAUCAUGUGGAAGAGAUUUUGAUCAAUCAUUCAAAGAUCCUUUGGUUUUCUCUGGUAGCAAUGAUCAACGAUACUUAUGGCCUACACACAAUGAUUUAGAGGUUCUCAGAUUCAAAGGAACACCACCAACAGACAUCAACAUUCUAUUUCCAAUGAUUCCAACCAAUGACCAAGAGAUCGAACACUAUGUCAUGGGUUAUCCGGGUUACAUAGAUUUAACUAAAUUUUUAUCUGACUACAAGGGAACCAACGAUCAAGAUUUGGAGGCCCUUUAUAUCAAUGUGAGGAAAGAAUCACGUGGUUUCCAGAGAAAGACUAUCUUUAUUGGCAAAGUUGACAAUUUCAAAGAUAAUGGAAUUACACACAGCUGUCCAACACUCAAAGGUACUGCAGGUGGCAUUCUUGCAAUAAGUCAACACGAAAGAAAGUUUGUUGGUGUUCAUCUCGGAGGAACUCAAGAAACAGGAAAAAUUGCACUCUCAGUCACACAUCCAUUAUUCUGGCAUCUUUAUCGAACCUUUGUUCUUGAUGAUCAAUUCAUUCAAGAUAACUUAGUCCAAUUGGAAUCCUAUUUAAAUCAUAUCAAAGAUACAUCAUCAAGAUCUAUAUCAUUGAUUGACGAAAGAGUAUUUUCUGCUGAAGGUCAUCACGAUAAAAUAUUUACUCUAAACAGUAAAUCAAAGAUUAACAGACCAGACCAACCAGAUCGAGAUUAUUAUGAAAGAUCAUCAAAAGCAGUUGGAAGAAUAUUUGUAAGAUUUACAUUACCAGACCAGAUCGAACCAGAAUGGAAUUAUGGAACAGGUUUUUGUGUGAAGAAUAAUAUUGUUGUUACUGCUGGGCACUUCUUUGAAUAUCCAGAUACAACCAAAUCCAAUAUUCAUUGUAAGAUCUAUAUUUACUUUGGAUAUGAUGCCACCAUUCGAAGAGAAAUAUUUUUGGAUGAUAUCGAUAAAAUUGAUGGAAUCUAUGAAUUGGAAAUGCUUUGUGGUGAUGUCAGUUUCAUUAUGCUCAAAUUUAAAGAUGUACCACCACCCAACCAAGAAUAUCUCUUUCCAUCAAUUCCAACUAACUAUCUAGUUUCAAAUCACUUUGUCAUCGGACAUCCAAAUCUUAUGUAUUUCAAACAAUUCUUCAAUGAUUUCAAUGGAAUUAUUGAAAAUGCAGGACACACAUUUAUUGAUAUCAUGACGAGUACACGUGGAUUUCAACUCAAGACAAUAUUCAAAGGUCAUAUUGUGGAGUUGGAUAAUUACAUAUUGUUUCAUGAUUGUCCAACACUCCCAGGAACAUCAGGUGGUAUUCUUUCAAACUCCCAAUUCCAAAGAAGUUUUAUUGGAAUUCAUCUUGGUGGGUCAUCUAAAACAAGAAAUGUUGCACUCUCUGUAACACACCCAUUAUUCUGGCAUCUUUAUAGAAAGUUUGUUCUUGAUGAUCAAUUCAUUCAAGAGAACCUUCAACAUCUAAAGCCUUAUUUAAAUCAUUUUAAUUAUACAUUCAAACACUCAUCAUUGGUUGAAGAGCAAAAGAGAUUGGAAGAUAAGAAUACUGAAAGAGAACUAGGAAAGAAAUAUAAAGGUCACAAGAGUAUUUUGGAUCAAAUCACAGAGGAGCCACACCAAAAGCUUUCACACCCAACCCUGUUAAGACCAACUAAAAAAAAAUCAUUGCUUAAACUAGACUCAGAGUUAAAAGGUAAUAAAAUUUAG
Heterostelium album PN500 is the source of this 2853-nucleotide messenger RNA. Its product is annotated as trypsin-like serine peptidase. NCBI's taxonomy places the organism in Eukaryota, Evosea, Eumycetozoa, Acytosteliales, Acytosteliaceae. The transcript is spliced from 9 exons. The record is from RefSeq and is a predicted model, not a curated record. Bases 1 to 2853 code for a protein of 950 amino acids.